Amoebophrya sp. A120 is the source of this 5682-nucleotide messenger RNA. The record is from the annotation of a GenBank genome assembly. Lineage: Eukaryota; Dinophyceae; Syndiniales; Amoebophryaceae.
AGCUCUAGCAACAUCGCAAAUCUUUUUCUUUCGUCGUGGUCCCCAUUCUCAUUGAUAAUUCGUUUUCGACGAUGAAAAGAGGUCGAUUGCCCACCGAACACCUUACGUCGACGUGCAUGUCUUCACACACCUCAUGGCGACUGGUGUUGCCGCCUAGAUUUCUCUCAGAUCAUCUUCAAACGCAGAAACUGUAGGAAGAGAAAAAACUAGUCUGUGUAGCUAGACUUACGUAGAUGUACGUACGACGAGCUGCUCCACUGCUCGAACUCUAAACUAACUACGCAGUGCCUUAUUCUUUCAGCUGCACCAAAUGUACCUCACUGAUCUGUUCGAGCUUUUCAAAUGCAAUAAAACGAAAUUCAAAAUGAGGAAGAAGCCUGGUGCGCUAGCACUUGCACUGAUGUAAUUCGAACGUAUUUAUUUCUACUCCCGAGCCCCGGCACAAAAACAAAAGAAGGCCAGAGUUGUGGAAAGUAGGCACACCAACAAGGUGACACUAACAAGGUGCAGCGCUGCUGGACAGAAAUUCAGCUUCGUCUUGUUGCGGCAGCCCUGAUAGUCGCGACGCAUACCCGCCGGAGUCAUCGUGUCGCGGAACAUUGGAAGUUUUUCACCCCCGCGGAGCGCGUACUAGAAGAAAGUAUUCUUCAGUGCUGUACAGCAGAAUCGGAAUCGGCUACAGACACGGUUGCACCUAAAUUUUGAGAAAAACCAGUGCUGGUACACAUUGCUAAUCGACGUGAAUCGGCCGUUCGUCGCAAUAAAGAAGCGUCGACCUCCUUGUUAUCACCUGGUGGAAAAGAAAUACAAAUAGUCGUUGACUACAGCAUCAGCAGCUGUCGACGGGAAGAAGUUGGAGAAGUUCUCACGACAACACGUCAAGAGCGUCAUCGUAGCGGUAGGGACAAUCGAGGCCGUGGUUGUACUGCUAACGGUCAGUAGCUCCACUUCAUUGCGGAACCGCGGGACAACGCGGUGGUUUCAUCACUUCUUUCAUUCCACAACUUGAACUUCCUCGACGUGGCAUCGCGAAGGAGCGGAGCAAAAGAAGUUUGCGAGUUGAAGAAAAAAUAAAAAGGCAGCGUAGUGAAGGGGAACAAGUAGAGCAACCGUACUGGUAGGAAGUUCUACUGCUGACAAAGAUGUCGAAGCCAGCAGAGAAUGGUGGAGGUGCGGAUGGGGACAGGAGGCUGUCGAGCGGGACCAUGGAGCACCUGAAAGCCAUCGAGCAACUGCAAAAAGCAACGCUGUCAGAGUCAAAGCCUGCGAAGAAAAAGCCAAAGGACAAACAUAAGGUACAAUUUGUUGUAGUGCAAGUGUGAAUCGUUGGAGUCAGAGCAAAACUCUAACCUGCUACAAAAAUCGAAAUUACUUACUUAACGUGUUUGUUCUUCAUCGCACGAACACGACCAUGUACAACCAGAAUCACGUAGGAAAGCCCACACUGGCUACUUUCUAUCUAAAACUUUGAACCGCACAGGCACCCCACGUGCCAAAGACCGACAUCGACAAGAGGCACAAGAUCAUUCUGUUUGGCAGGAUAUACAAGGGUAGCGAGCCAGAAGAGGAGAAGUUGUACAGUUUCACGCAUCAACGGGCAGAUGGUGUUAUCACCGAAGGUUACAUUCCGGUGGGUUUUCUGUCCAUGUUGCCCGUGGAGGACGAGCACCUGUAAAGCGAUUUUUUGUUUGAAAAGCUCUAGAGUUUGAUGAAGUAUCGUGCUGUAUACGUUGUCUAUAUCCUCCCUCUUGUACUAUGUUUCUUUUCGACGUGGAGGUCUGUGCUGAGUGGCUGAACUCUUAAUGCGAUCAUCGCAACGACAACUCCGCUGAGGUUCUUCGCCGUCCGCAAGACACCGAUGGGCCCGGAGUUUCAGGUAGCGCACAAAACGGAGAAGAAUGUCGUCUGCGACUGGGAUCUGAACCCAGAUGCAAUGUGGGGAAACGUUGUCACAAAUUUCGACAGAAGAGAUUUGUUUUCCGAGAAAACUAUGAACUACCUUGACGCUGACCCGUUCGUGCUUUUCGGCAUUGACGAUCUCACCACACAAAAAGCGCUGAGAAAACUCGACAAGUUUCCGGUCUUGCUGUGCCGAGGCGUCAAGCCAGAUUCGGAGGAGUGGUAUGAUCUGUAUGCAGAUGUGAAGCGAAUUAAUGGAGGUCUUCGCGUUCUGCAAAUCAGAACCGAUAAUGUUUGUUUCUCUGCUACUUCGACUUCCCGUGCGUGAUUUUCUUGAAAUACAAAAAGGUUUGCUUACCUCGAGCUUGAUAGUGAACACGACUCCCAACUCGGCUGGAUUGUGCAAGCGUUGGCUGAAAUGGAGCUCCCAGCGCCGUGGACGAGUUACAAGGGGAUUGGGUCCAUCGUGUGCUUUCUGAACCACCAGACGGGGAGAAGUACCUGGAAGCACCCGUUUUACGACUACUUCGCACAACUCAAAACUUUCGCUUUGACCGCCAGCCCGGAUCACGUGAAGCAGGUACUGAUAGUGUACGCAGAUAAAUGAUCAUGAUGCUACUAACUUGCUUAUCAGCAUCACAGCGGACGCGAAAUUCCAGUUGCUGGAACUCGAAUUAAUCUAUUUCUACUUACACCUGGUGGCACUGCCUCGAAUUAAUCUAUUUCUACUUACACGUUUACGCAGCCGCAAGCGCAAGGAUCGCACGUGCAGCAAUAGUAAAGUGGCAAAACAUGAUCACAGACUGCUAUGAAUAUCGAAUUUCUCCAUAAAUUUACAGUGCCGGCUUAACCGCUUGAUUUGGAGCUACGAGACGCAAGGCCCAUCUGGGAGUCUGCAGGAACCGCUGGUGUCACCCGAAUAUGUCGAGCAUCUGGCAGAAAUUAUGGACUACGACCUUGCUGCAGAGCCAGCUAUCGUGCGAGAUUUGAAAACGUACUUACAGACUUUAUUACCAUGCGCCGCAUGCUCGUUUUUUUCCUCUGUCUAACUUGAUUCAUCUACUAUCGUGAGUGGUAAAUUUUUACAGUUGAGUUAGUCCUUCGUUAUCCAUUGUCACCGGGACUAAGUGGCCAGUUGUUCGAUGUAAAUGAUCAGGUACAUCAAGAUCUUCGCCCACUCUUACCGGACCCAGGAAACCGUGCAGAUAGAGGACGUGUUGUCACUGCAAGAGGCCGUGGAGCUGAAUAGAGGUAGGUCGGACAUGGUGACCGAUACCUGGAAAAGCCUGAAAAACCUGCCCACCAAGGAAGACUUCAAGACCGCAAAAAGGCUAUUUGAGGAAGAAAAUGAAAUCAUUCAGAAAUUAGCCAGUGGUGAGAGUUCUUUCGAUUAUUUUUUCCGGAAUGUCGUGCGUUGCAGCUGCAGGCGCACGACCACCGGCCGGAAUGCAACCUUUUACUCUUUCUAACUCUACUCAGUUACAUUUUCUGUUGUUGUAUUCUGUCUUCGCAUGUGCAUGAAAAAGAAAUCGCACAACUUGAACUUAUCGAUCAGGCGAAGUGAUGUGUGUCGAGUGCGAUAACGUUGCCUUGUCCUACUGCACGAUGUUCGAGGACUACAUGUGCCUUGCCUGCUUCGCUCGCCUGCACCAGAAAGGCCACCGGAGGGACGCGAAGGCCUACAAGCUGGAAGUGUGUCAACUCUGCAAGAGUAAAGCAGCCAAACUACAAUGCGGAUACACCGGAAAGCUGUUCUGCCUCGAGUAUUGUUGUGAAAUGUGUUGGCGACGUGACACCGAUGCUGCUUUUAUUUUUGCAGCAGUUGUACUCACCUACGAGGCACGACUAUCCUACUUUAAGAUACAGCUUCACUGCGGAAAGGCUCGCCGGACAUAAGUAUUUACAACAAAAUAAAACAGGUGUUUCGCCAUGAAGCACAUCAAGGAACUGCCACCGCACGCACGGGAGAUAGCCCCAACGAAAAUCCACUAUCACAAGAUGGCACCACCCAAGAAUCCGGACGAGGAUGCGGACGACGCCGAGUCGGACGUGGAGUCCGAGGUCGACUCUGAGCUCGGAAUUCUCGGAGCACAGUGGGCACCGUUCUUCGACGCUAAAGGUAAAGAGAGUGUAAGCGAUGUUCAUGUUGUCUUUGUCAGCUCACAAUACUACAUGAAUUUUCUCUGUAGUUGUUGUAAGUAAGAUGAGUAGGUGCACCAACCUUGUUACUGAAGGUGACGUAGUAGAUUCACUAGUUUCGGUCGUACCCUGGGGACCACCGGCUUCAUGUUCUUUUGUUUAGUCUCUUGGACAUCAAAACGUGACACUUUAUCGCGGAACAAGGUAUCCAAUACUACUACAACUUCGCGACGGGUGAGCGCAUGCGACGGUCUCCACGCGCCUCUUCCGGCGACAGCGAGGCCUCCACUCCGGUGCACAGCAACCGACGGGAGGCGAAGCACGGGCUCCAGCUCGAUGAUUCGUUGUCCGAGUCCAAUGCGGAGUCCGGUUUGCUUGACGCACUGGAGGAUGAGAUGCCGACGCAGCCCAAGAAGAACCGGCUCAUCAAGGAGCCGCCAACGCUCUAUCCAAGACCGAUCAAGCCGCCCUACAGGACGAAUCCCCUCAGCGAGGGGCAGCGACCACCGCCAUCGGUGUGAGGGAAGUGGUUUCAGGUGCUGCUUGUAAGGUUCUAGGUUUUGCAGGACGGAUGAUCCUGACCUUAUACGCUCUCCGGUCUCAAUUAGUGAGAUUCUUGCUGCUUAACAAAAUGCUCAAACGUACUCAGACUCAGACAGGAGUCCUGAAAAUUUUAAUAUUGCUUGAUAUAUGCUUUUCCUUUUACAAUUCAGAUUCACAGAUUCUUGCUGACAUUGACGCAAAUGCAGAAGAAGUAUGGUAGAUAGAAUUCAACAAAGCAAUGCGAAUACGAACUCAACACAUUGUCAAAAAAUGCGUGCUAAAGUAGUUUCCAACUUUGUUUUCCAAAUGCCAAUCGCACCAACAAGAAAAAAUGAAGGUGCGAGCAAUGAAGUGAUUGCUAAAUUUGUAAAAUAAUGUGAACUUUUACGUCGAUUCUUCUAAGGUAAGUCAAACUCUUGCCAGAAUUGUAUCAACAAUUUUCAAUGUACCCCCUGUACAAAGUGCGAACUUUGUUGCCCUCCUUGAAAAUGUUAUGUAUUCAUCAACUUUUACAGUGGUUUCCGAAGAUUGUCGGCUUUGCUGAGGGAAACGCAGAACAUUAGCAGAACGACUCUAAUAUACCUACGCUGCAACUUCUGCGAUUUUUUUGCGACAAGAAUCUUUAGGCGUGGUUGGUGAUGUUGGUCGCCACGGGAAAGCAGAGAAGCUAAGUAGAGUAUUUUCGCCCGACCUGGGUGUUCCUCUAUCAAUCUUCGACGUCGAGGCACAGCCUCACUCCAAGGCUAGUUGGUAUCGGCAUGUCACGCAUGAAUAAGAAGCGCAAGGAUGAUAUAGAGGAACCUUCAGACAAAAAUACUACAAGGCCGCAGCUUAUGUCGCGCAGUGGGAGGGUGAACGAGUUGACAGGGGGGAAAGAAAAACGCCAGAGGGUGGGCAAGGGAAAAAAAUUUUGAUGCAGGGCGGGGCCAAGCCCCUGCGCCGCUUCGUGUUGAAAGAACGAAGGCGGAGCGCCAUGGCGCCCGUGGUUCCCGACGUUGUGCGAGCGCGAGGACCCCGCCCGUAUUGGGCCCGUGUUUCUGAGGCGGCAAGCCUUAGGCCCAACAACGCAAAGCGCGGCAGCGGGCGGGCGCCUCUGGGCGG